ACAUCCCGUGUUGUAAUUUUAACCUUUUUACGUCACUCGUUGUCAUUGUAUAUGACAAAAAUCGACCCCAUGAACUCGGAAACCACCAAAAAGGUCUUCAGGGAGGUGCGUCCGUUGCUCUCCCUCGACCCUUUCGAGGCCAAACGGAGGGUGUUCGCCUUAUACAAGGCCUGGUACAGGCAUAUCCCUUAUAUACUAAAGCAUUAUGACGUUGAACUCAGUGAGGAGCAAUGCAAGAAGAAGCUGAGAGAGCAGUUCAAUAAGCACGCGAAGAUUAAUGAUAUUCGCGUGAUCGAUAUGCUUGUGAUCAAGGGCCAAAUGGACCUUCAAGAGAUAGUGGAGAAAUGGAUCUCCACACGUGGGGUGGGCAGGUUCUUCAAACCUGCCCAUGAGGAGGUCAAGACUGACGAAUUUCUUAGCAAAUUCUUAAGAGGAAAAGAGUAGCUGAGCCCCUGUUUUUUGUAAAUUAUGCACUCAAUUACAAAGCAAUAAAGAAGACCCAUUAUAUAUAAGAA
This is a messenger RNA of Anthonomus grandis grandis, 515 nucleotides long. Its product is annotated as NADH dehydrogenase [ubiquinone] 1 alpha subcomplex subunit 6-like. The record is from RefSeq and is a predicted model, not a curated record. Lineage: Eukaryota; Metazoa; Arthropoda; Insecta; Coleoptera; Curculionidae. Gene Ontology annotation, biological process: response to oxidative stress. The transcript has 3 exons. The coding region runs from base 52 to 444 and encodes 130 amino acids.